UUGAAUGGGAAACUACAGAACAAAACUAACAUCUCUUCCUUACAAAAACUUGCUAGAAAGGGACAAAAUAAAUCACACAAACCAAGGCUCGACAUAAUUUCUUGGUGACUUCCAUAUGGCUUCAUCCGUCUCUGAUCAGUCCGUACAACCUCAAGAUGUUUGUGUUGUGGGAGUGGCGAGAACGCCUAUGGGAGACUUCUUAGGCUCCCUCUCUUCUUUACCCGCCACAAGACUCGGCUCCAUAGCCAUUGAAGCCGCACUUAAGAGAGCAAAGGUUGAACCGGCUCUUGUGGAAGAAGUUUUCUUUGGCAAUGUUUUAACCGCCAAUCUUGGACAAGCGCCAGCAAGACAGGCUGCACUCGGUGCUGGGAUUCCCUAUUCAGUGAUUUGCACCACUGUCAACAAAGUCUGUGCUGCUGGAAUGAAAGCUGUAAUGUUAGCUGCUCAAAGCAUCCAGCUCGGUUUGAAUGAUGUUGUUGUCGCUGGUGGAAUGGAGAGCAUGUCAAACGUCCCCAAGUACCUCCCAAACGCAAGGAGGGGUUCACGGCUAGGACAUGAUACUGUUGUUGACGGUAUGACGAAAGAUGGACUCUGGGAUGUGUACAAUGACUUUGGAAUGGGAGUUUGCGGAGAAAUAUGCGCUGAGCAGUACCGUAUUACAAGAGAAGAACAGGAUGCUUAUGCUAUACAGAGCUUUGAGCGUGGCAUUGCUGCACAAGACACUCGGUUGUUCGCUUGGGAAAUCGUUCCGGUAGAAGUUUCUUCUGGAAGAGGGAAGCCAUCUGUUGUUAUUGACAAGGAUGAUGGACUGAGGAAGUUUGAUGCUGCCAAAUUAAAGAAGCUUAGACCAAGCUUCAAGGAGGAUGGUGGAUCAGUCACUGCUGGCAAUGCAUCAAGUAUAAGUGAUGGUGCAGCAGCGUUAGUGCUAGUUAGUGGAAAGAAGGCUCUUGAGCUUGGACUGCAUGUUAUUGCUAGGAUUAGAGGAUACGCUGAUGCUGCUCAGGCACCUGAGUUGUUCACAACCACUCCCGCACUUGCUAUUCCUAAAGCUAUAAUGCGUGCUGGUUUAGAUGCAUCUCAAGUGGAUUACUAUGAAAUCAACGAAGCUUUCUCUGUUGUAGCUCUGGCCAAUCAGAAACUGCUGGGAUUAGAUCCUGAACGGCUGAAUGCACAUGGAGGGGCUGUUGCACUGGGACAUCCACUAGGAUGCAGCGGUGCUCGUAUUUUAGUCACAUUAUUAGGGGUGUUGAGAGCAAAGAAGGGAAAGUAUGGAGUGGCAUCAAUAUGCAACGGAGGAGGAGGAGCAUCAGCACUUGUUCUUGAGUUCAUGUAAGCUCCUUGGUCGGAGAAGACAAUCGGAUAUUCAGCACUCUGAAGCUUGUUAUAGAAGGCAAAGGUUGUAAUGUGUACAUUGUUUUAUGUUUGUGUGUCAUGAGAUGCAAUAAAGGUGUGUUAGAAAAUCAAA
Molecule: messenger RNA, 1465 nt
Organism: Raphanus sativus (radish)
Lineage: Eukaryota; Viridiplantae; Streptophyta; Magnoliopsida; Brassicales; Brassicaceae
Product: acetyl-CoA acetyltransferase 1
Exons: 13
Coding region: 116-1333 (405 amino acids)
Biological process (GO): fatty acid beta-oxidation
Molecular function (GO): acetyl-CoA C-acetyltransferase activity
Source: RefSeq, a predicted model, not a curated record